This is a messenger RNA of Neoarius graeffei (lesser salmon catfish), 3326 nucleotides long. It is a transcript of the gene mks1, whose product is annotated as MKS transition zone complex subunit 1. Gene Ontology annotation, biological process: cilium assembly. The coding region runs from base 250 to 1923 and encodes 557 amino acids. The transcript has 18 exons. NCBI's taxonomy places the organism in Eukaryota, Metazoa, Chordata, Actinopteri, Siluriformes, Ariidae. Gene Ontology annotation, cellular component: MKS complex. The record is from RefSeq and is a predicted model, not a curated record.
CUCAAAGCUGAGGAGUCGACUCCUGUGAUCGGAGAAUCGAUUCUUUUUUUUGAGACUGAAUCCCAGCCCGAGUUACCAUGCAACCAGACGCUUCGGAGUUGCACUUUUAAUAACAUUAGAUGUAUUUCAUGAAGUAUGUAUAUAUGGCGGUGUAAUAUUAUUUUCAAGUGCAUAGUCAUGCUGUAAUGCAUGCUUCUCGUGUAGCUAGCUCCACCGCUAACUCAGUUCAGGAGUAAAUAAUCGGAUGAUAUGGCUGAUGGAUGGUGCAGUGACAGCGGGGAGGCUGUGUACCGCUCCCGGGAUGCAGUGAAAAACUUCAAAAUAAGAAUCCGGAUUGAGAGAGUGACAUCAGCAGGAGCUUUCGCACAUCAUCUGAAACAGCAACACCAGUCGGAGCGAGGCGUCCUCGAGCUCAACCCUUUAAUCUCCCAAACCCAAUCAGUUGGUGAUGAAGAAGAGCUGGUGGUUGGCUGGCAAGAGAAACUGUUCAGUCAGUAUGAAGUGGACCUGUACCAGACCAAGUCGGUGUGCCAGACCCCGCUGGAAAAACAGUAUCAUGCAGAAAUUGUAGAAAUGGAACGAUGUAAAAGACGACAAAAUCGGCGCAUUUUCACCUGCACAGACUUUGAUCGCUUCACCAACUGGGAGGAGCAGGCUCAGAGUCUGCUAACUCCAGCGCAGAACAAGCCGACCUUCCUUGCAGAGCGCAUGGCAAAUGUCAGGCACAGACGCCAAGACAGACGGCCAGCAGACGCCAACAUUCCAAAGGCCCGUUUAGUCGUAUGGGAGCCGUCCAGAGAGUUUAUGAAGAGCAGCCACAUUGUUAACACACCAACGCAGAUCAUGCACAUCAUGGCAGAUUUGGGACCCGCUGGAAAACUGGGGUUGAAGGAGAACGAAUACGUCUUGUGCACCAUAAAAGCCGACAGCAACGGAGUUCUUACAGUGAAACCUGAUUUCAACAACGGGAGAGGACCCUACAGGCUGGAGACGGAGGGAGAAAAACGAGAAGUGUGGCGUCUCUACCUGGAGAACGCCUCCGUUCCCAUGAGUGCAGAGGAGAAACAGAAGGAGCAGCGCAUGUACAAAGACUUAUACAGCCGCCAUAAAGAUUAUCUCAGCAGCCUCGUUGGCCAGGAUUUUGAAAUGCCACCACCAGGAUUUCUUCGUUUGAUCGUUAACGGGGAGAUAGUUUCUGCACAGGGCUAUGAGUAUGACAACUUAUACAUUCACUUCAUCCUGGAGUUGCCAAACAAUUGGUCCAGUGUGCCAUCUCGGAGCCUGUCAGGUGUGACUCAGACAUGCCGAACACGAACAUUAGGCAAGGACAAUGUGGCUUUCUUCUCCUACCCGUUCAGUUUUGAAUCCUUCUUCAGGAAAGAAGACGAGUCAGAGGAGUCAUUGCCUCAGUGGCCAGUGCUGUACUUCAGGGUUCUGUCACUGGACUUCUGGCAGCGCUACAGAACCGAGGGCUAUGGUUACCUGGUCUUACCCCCAACACCUGGGUCUCACAGAGUGACCUGUCACACUUGGAGGCCGCUGCAGACCAGCACAGUGGCUGAACUGAGACGUUUCUUUAUUGGCGGCGCUUCUGAACUCGAAGACAUCAGUGACGUCAGAAUACCAGGAACAUUCAAGGGGGAUCGUCUGAGUCGGUUUGGGUUUCGCACACAGACGACAGGGAGCGUCACUUUCAGCCUGAACUGCAUCCAGCAUGCUCGGGCGUUCGUGGAGGCCAGUGCUCUCAAGAAGAGACAGCAGACUGUUUUAGACCAGCUGGGUGGCCACAGUCAGAAAGGAUCUGUUUAUAACGUGCUAGAGGCGUUCCAGAGGGCUCGUAAGCGGAUGCAGGAAGCCAGAGAGAGUCUGCCCAGAGAUCUGAUCAACACCACUGGACCAGUCAACACCGAAUCCUCAGCAUGAACAUGUUGCAGUCUCUUUCUCUAAAGAGCAGUGUUUUUCUACAGUAUCUGUACAUAGCUAGUUUGUAUAAACACAUGCAAGUUGUAUUUUUCAACUUCACAUAUUAUGCGCCCCCUCCCUUUGGACUAGUUUAACCUAUUAUUAAGAAAUUAUCACAACCCAAAUAAUCGCUACUAAAGGGAUUUAUUACAGACACCAAGCACCAGCACAACACUGAGCAGCAGAGAGCGCCAGAAUCAUGACUACAUGCCACGGAACCCCUUACAGAUUAAACUGAUUUAUUAAUACGAGUUUAUUCGAGGGUUUUAAAUUAAAUUAGUCCAAAUCAAGGUCAUUACAUUUUUGAAUAAUUUCAUUAAUGCUUCUCUCCAGGAAACAAAAAAACCCAAUGCCUCCAUAGUGCCGUCAUAUCCACUACCGUUCAAAAGUUUGGGGUCACCCAGACAAUUUUGUGUUUUCCAUGAAAAGUCACACUUUUAUUUACCACCAUAAGUUGUAAAAUGAAUAGAAAAUAUAGUCGAGACAUUUUUCUGGCCAUUUUGAGCAUUUAAUCGACCCCACAAAUGUGAUGCUCCAGAAACUCAAUCUGCUCAAAGGAAGGUCAGUUUUAUAGCUUCUCUAAAGAGCUCAACUGUUUUCAGCUGUGCUAACAUGAUUGUACAAGGGUUUUCUAAUCAUCCAUUAGCCUUCUGAGGCAAUGAGCAAACACAUUGUACCAUUAGAACACUGGAGUGAGAGUUGCUGGAAAUGGGCCUCUAUACACCUAUGGAGAUAUUGCACCAAAAACCAGACAUUUGCAGCUAGAAUAGUCAUUUACCACAUUAGCAAUGUAUAGAGUGGAUUUCUGAUUAGUUUAAAGUGAUCUUCAUUGAAAAGAACAGUGCUUUUCUUUCAAAAAUAAGGACAUUUCAAAGUGACCCCAAACUUUUGAACAGUAGUCUACGUAGGCAAUUUCCUGGACUAAAGAAACUGAUAUUUGCUCCAAGAUGCCUCACAUGUUUCUAGUGAUAAAAAUUCUGACUUUUUUCAGCUACUUGGAUCACAUUUUAUGUUGUGGAAUGUCCAUGAAACAAAUUAAUUAACAGUUAUUCCACGAAAUCAAGUCGCCCAUGAGCUGAUGGUCGACGAGGCAUGUAGCACCGAGUCGGUUAUAAGCCAUGUACGACAAGAUUGAGUGGAAUAACUGUUUCAUUCUAUCCACAUUCACUGGAUUUUGAGAAACGGAGCAUUUUUAUUUAAUUUUUAAAAAACUUUUUGAAAGUAUUUUUUUAAACUUUAUACGAAAUGUCUGACAAAAUCAUUUCUGCUUAGAAUGUAAACAAACCAGCGCAAUGACAGUAGCAAUUUGUGAAAAAUGCAAUAAUAAUUCUUGAAAAAUAAAAAAGAUACAUUCUUGCAUCAAA